Molecule: messenger RNA, 2172 nt
Organism: Guyanagaster necrorhizus
Lineage: Eukaryota; Fungi; Basidiomycota; Agaricomycetes; Agaricales; Physalacriaceae
Exons: 5
Coding region: 159-1985 (608 amino acids)
Biological process (GO): protein phosphorylation
Molecular function (GO): protein kinase activity; ATP binding
Source: RefSeq, a predicted model, not a curated record
GCUCAUUCAUAAGAGACAUCAGUGCCAGUGUCUCAGCUUCAUUGUCAUCUCCGUCCUGCACCCCGAGGCAUUGAGGCUCUACCUCUUCUUUCUGUUGUCGGCAAUCCUUGUAAGGUAAUCACGACCACCACCUGUGGCAAGUGGCCACCACCAACACAAUGCCGACAGAGCGGGCAGUCUACGCAGUGCUCAUAGAGGAUGGCUAUGUCAAGAAUGGCAUCAUCAGAGUCAAGAUUGACGACGACAAGGACAUGGUAGACCUCUUAAGGGAGAUUGAAAACCAGUACAACUCUAUACCAACGCAGGAUGCUCUCAUCUGGCUGCCAAAUGAAUUCCUUUUUUUUGGGCGUUCAGCUCCAGAAGCUUUGAGGGCCCGACUGGCAGACCACAAGCUCAGUGACGUCGCCACACCUGCAGAGUACGAGCAAACCGUCGAAUCUAUUGUUGAGAUGAGUCGGUGUCAGUUGGAUGUGCAAGUCAAAAAGACACAUAUAAUCAUCGAGAUUCGGCGGCCGCCCGCGCGAGCCAGACCCAUAUUGCCAGAAGAGGCUCAGCUCGACGACUUCAUAGGGGUGCUUGCUCAAAAGUACAAACUUGUCGUCGCCGGUGCCAGGAAGUGCGAAAGUCCGUCGGUCAACGCCCAAUCCCAGUCUUAUAACGCCUAUCAGGGUAACAAGUUCCCCAUUCUGGAUGGACGUUACAAUGCAACCGCAUACGGACAAACGAUUGCGCCACCUAUCGAACUCUUUCAUCCUGUAUUCGCUCAGUUUCGCGCCAACCUUGCGGAUACAGAGAUAGUCAUCCCUGAAGAUAUCGUUCGUGAUACCGCGAGCCUCAUGCGUUCCAGCUCUGCCAUCCAGGUCUCUGAACAACCACGUACCCAGCAGUCCUGGAUGUUGCUAUCCAACAUUCUUAACCAAUCCUUUCACCAGGCCGUUAACUUCGAUCGUACAUUGGCGGACCACAUCUAUUUGUGUGGAGACACGACCGUCGAUGAAACGGCUGCAGUCGUCAUCGUAGAGGAGAAAAGUGAACUUGGAGCCGGCGGAUCAGAGCCCUCUGUCCAGGGUUCCUUCUCCUACCUAAAAUUCUGGGCUGAUGCAACUCAUCGGCAAAUUCGUGAAGGCUGCUGCUGUCCCAGUUUCAUUGUUGGAGUGGCAGGACCGUGGCUGAUAGUAUUAGGAGCUGUGUUCACCAGCCAGGUCAUCGUUCAACGUCUUACGGACUAUUUGUGGCUUGGAAACAGUCGUGUUGGCAACGACGACCACGUUCUUCGCAUUGCCCGUAUACUCUAUGCCCUCCAAGGUUCAGUCAAAGAGCUUAAAACUUACUAUGAAAACCUGAAAUCCCAGCCUCUCAAAGAGAACAAGCUCCAUCCUCGUUUUUUUCCCUCAAUCACCUCUUAUCGAUUCAAUAACAAGGACGUCAGCUUCACCUACAGUUCGCCACUGGAAUUGGCCGAAACAUGUGUGACGUUUUUAGCCACUUUGGAUGGGGAGGGGCAGAAGAAGGUCGUGGUCAAGUUCAUCCAGCAUUACGGCGCAGAAGCACACAAACUGUUGGCGGAGCUUCAGCUGGCGCCGGCGCUUCUCUACGUUGGACCAAUCGAUGGGUGCGGCGUCUCAUAUGGCAAGCUACAGAUGGUUGUCAUGGAAUACGUACAAGGUCAAACACUCGCGCAUGCCUAUAGCGAUGAAUCCCUACCGGGGGACGUCAAGAUGGCUGUCAAGAAGGGUGUCGACGCGCUUCACAACGAAGACCUUGUUUUUGGAGAUCUUCGUAGGCAAAAUAUCAUGAUUGCAGAUGCGACUGGCGAAGAGAGUGGAGGUGAUAGGGUCAGGUUUAUUGAUUUUGACUGGGCUGGGAAGGCUGGGGAUGUCAGGUAUCCUCUUCAUUUGGCCUCUUGCAUACGCGACAUCUCUGGCGCGUUGGAGUAUGAUCUCAUACAGAAAGAUCACGAUAUCAAGAUGCUACAUUCCUUGUGACAUCCAGACUCACGUUGACAGAGUGGGUGCACUUGCCCUGUUGUAACAUGAUGUAGGUUCAUUAAUGGAAAACAAUCCGAGUCGUAGGAAGGGAAGACAGGUCCAUCUGGACAGAAUGUCCUACUGGGACCGGGCACGUCCGGACGUCAUUUUCACCUGUCUGAAUCCUAGUCCACUGUGAUGUUGC